GAGGGCGCCCAGUCCCCGACUCUGGGCGGCUGCUCCCUCCCCAGCGCGCGGAGCUUCCCUGGUAACCGGGGAGACUGGUUGCUAGGGAAACACGCUCACCCACUACCAACAUGGCCUGCCUUACGGCGUCAUGCCAGAAACUAAGUCCUUCCUCGUGAGCCAUCUUGGAGUCUGGCAAGACUCACGUUCGGGGGCUGAACCAGCCGGCACACAGAACGGGAAAACGAAGCUCCAACUCCUGUUCGGACCUACGGGAAAGGCGGGCCGGCUGCAGUAAUUCCCGCGCCCCCCGCCCACGGGGCUGGGAACGCCCUGCCCUUAGCCAAGAUGGCCGCCGAGGCGCCAACGCACUAUGAAAUAUGGCAGCGCUUCCGGCCCCGCUGCCCUCAGCGAAGAUGGCGGCAGUGGACAAGCGGCGGCCGGCGGCGGCCCAGGCGGCCAGUUUCCCAGACAGCGGCCGGCCGUCGGUAUCCCGAGCGACGGCAACAGCCGAAAGCGAGGAGGAUUUCCUGCGGCAGGUCGGCGUGACGGAGAUGCUGCGCACAGCCCUGCUGAAGGUACUGGAGGCGCGACCCGAGGAGCCGAUCGCUUUCCUGGCGCACUACUUCGAGAACAUGGGACUGCGCUCGCCGGUAAACGGAGGCGCCGGGGAGCCUCCGGGCCAGCUCCUGCUGCAGCAGCAGCGCCUGAGCCGCGCGCUGUGGCACCUUCGCCUGGCUCAUCACUCCCAGAGGACGGCCUUCAACAACAAUGUGGGUGUGGCCUACGAGUGCCUGAGUGCCAGUGGGCGCAAGAAGAAGCCGGGGCUGGACGGACGCACCUACAGUGAGCUGCUCAAGCGCAUCUGCCGGGACGGCGAGGCCCCCGAGGAGGUGGUGGCGCCGCUGCUGCGCAAGAUCCAGUGCCGGGACCACGAGGCCGUGCCCCUGGGUGUCUUCCGCACGGGCAUGCUCACCUGCUUCGUGCUGCUGGAGUUCGUGGCGCGGGCCAGCGCGCUCUACCAGCUGCUGGAGGACCCCGCCCUGGCCGUGGCCGACCGCCGUGUGGGCCAGGCCGUGCUGGACACCCUGGAGGGAGCCCUGCAGGCCGGCGACGGUGCCGCGGCGCCCGUCCGCUACCUGGAGGCCGGCUCCCGCCUGGGGCCCGACAGCCUGGCGCUGGCCAUGGACCGUGCUGUGGUGGCGAGGCGACCCAGCAACCCCAUGACGCGGGAGGAGUUCCUGGAGAAAGCGGCCACCCUCUUCAUUGCCAAGGUCAAGCCGGUGGGCUGAACCCCCUCCUCGUACCUUGCCUACCCCCUGCCCAGACUGGGGAGGUGGGCACUGGAUCUGUCUUGCUGGAUCCUGGGUGAACACGGAUCGGGGCAGGGGAAGUGCAGGAAGCCUCCCCACACCCUGCUUCCUGCCUGCAGUGACACCACAGCCCCUUGGUGGGGAGCACAGGACCCCGGGAAAUAGCCCCCUAGCAGUAAUAAAGCAUAAUCCCGAGGCUGA
Molecule: messenger RNA, 1493 nt
Organism: Condylura cristata (star-nosed mole)
Lineage: Eukaryota; Metazoa; Chordata; Mammalia; Eulipotyphla; Talpidae
Gene: TPGS1
Product: tubulin polyglutamylase complex subunit 1
Exons: 2
Coding region: 360-1271 (303 amino acids)
Biological process (GO): protein polyglutamylation
Molecular function (GO): microtubule binding
Source: RefSeq, a predicted model, not a curated record